This is a messenger RNA of Symbiodinium sp. CCMP2456, 1533 nucleotides long. Lineage: Eukaryota; Dinophyceae; Suessiales; Symbiodiniaceae. The record is from the annotation of a GenBank genome assembly.
AUGACCUGGAGCCAGCAAGGCUUCGCGAAGGAAGGGUAUCUCUUCUUUGACGUUGUUGAUCAGGCGCUGUUGGAUUAUGACGGAAGAGAGGACACAUUGUGGAAGCUGCAGGUUUUUACAACCUCCACCUCGACAAGUUUGACAACCAGAACACGGACGACAUCCACCAUGACGACCACGACACGGACCACCACGACGAGAACCUGGACCGAGAGCAAGUGGAAGCUAACAGCGAGGACUUUCGUGUGGAGCACCGCUGGAACUUUAUCGGUCUUUGCGCUUGGCAUGUCCUUGGUUCUCCUCGGUGUCAUUGCUGGUGUGGUCAAUUUCUCACGCCUGCUAUGCAAUGAAGAUGAAGACCUCCUGGAGAAGCAGGCGCCGCACCAAAAUGGUGCAGGAGAAGGUGAACACGACACUGCAGACCGCAUUGGGCGUGCACAGCCCAAACCUGCCGUCUUUGGCAGUGGCUUGUCAACUCCGCAUGCCGAUCGCCCAAUUUCGUCAGAGUUGUUGGUGUGUGUGGACCAAGCAGAGGAUGUCAGCGCCAGGCCCGACGCCAGCACCAGAAGGCCCCUCUUACAAGUUGUGCUUACAUCGCCAAAACUGCUGGCUUUGAAAAUGAUUCUAGAAAGUACCAACCUGGUGUCAUCCAUGAUGUACACCGUUGAAGCAUACCAGCGGGCAACCCGCAUGACCUUCACUGUACAGUGCGUAGACAACAAUAUCUUGAUGCCUGCAGAUCCGACUGAGUGCCUCGAGGUUGCGAAUUUCAAUACGCUGCCGUGGUGCAGUGCUGACGUUCUUCUGGGUAGUUUGUGCGAAGGCGACGAAGCAGAAGCAGAUAUGUGUCCCCUGAACCGAGAGCUUGAUAACUGUGAAGAUGCUUCCGGCUUCGCGCAUGACCUGUACAGGCGCACCGGACCGCAGAAGUGUGGUUUGGUGGAUUGCAACUUUCUAGCAGGUGUCCUUUGGGUCCUGUCAACAUCAUCUAUUGCUUUCACAGUACUGUGGACAAUUUCUUGGCAUUUUCGUGGAAUGCUCAGGGACUUCUCAGCCAAAUUGAGCUGGGGCCUCUCCUGUUGUAGUGUUCUUUGCAUUUGGAUCGCAUUGCUUUUCGUAGGUUUUUUUGGGGACGAUGGCACUUCGGUUGUGACCUUUGCCUGCCUGCUGCCCAUCGUCGUGAUAAUCGCCUGGAUCGCUGCGGCUGGUCUCGCCACUUUCUGCAAAGGUCCUCGUCGCAGAUCAGCAGCCCUUGAACUUCCGUUGUUCAACGUCCUUGUGGCGCUUUGGCUCCAACCAGAGGAUGUCGAGGACAUGCAAGCAGAACGGCGCGGCCUAGAUUUGGGCCUGCGUGUGGUCGAAGACUUGCCUGAGAUCCUCAUGGGCGUGGCGGAUCUUGCCUUCUUUAAGUUCAGCUGGUUCGCGCUCUCUUCUAUCAUCAUGUCGAUGGCCAUGUUCUUCUUCUAUGUGCUCGCGGCCAGCUUUCGCCUGCUGAACAAGGCAGCUGAGGCAGUCGCCAAAGACACAGAGUGA